GGAGGAUUUACUGGGACCCAGACAGACAGACAGCAGACCGGCUGUCCCGAAGCGGCGCUGAUCCUUCACUCUCCGGCAUCACCGGCCACCUGCCUCUCCGGGAAUAACCCGCCGAGGAACCAAAGCUAACGGGAGGCGUCGCGAGACACCGGCCGGCUUCCUCCCCUUAACCCUCCACCCACACCCACCCACCCACACCCACACCCCUCCCUGUCUUGCGGGAGGACGCGACGCGCUGCUUGGCGACCGCCGGGUUUGUUGACGUUGUCGUUGUCGGGCUCGAUCCCCCCCCCCCCCCCUCCGCCGGACCGGCGCUGAACCUCUCGGAGGAGACACUUGCAUGGAUGCGCCAUGGCCACGUUCGUGUGCAGGGUUCAGUUCUUGGAUGACACCGAUCCGUUUAACAGCACCAACUUCCCGGAGCCGACCAGACCUCCGCUGUACACCUUCAGGGAGGACAUCCCCCUCAUCAACCAGAUAGCGGGCAUCCACCGGCUGCUCAGGACCCCGCACAAGCUCGACGACUGCACGCUGCAGCUCUCCCACAAUGGCACCUAUCUGGACCUGGAGUCCUCUCUGGCCGAGCAGAAGGACGAGCUGGAGGGCUUUCAGCAGGAUGACUCAGGGUCCAGAGGGAAGAAGCACAGCGUCAUCCUACGGACCCAGCUGACCGUCCGGGUGCACGCCUGCAUAGAAAAGCUGUAUAACUCCAACGGACGUGACCUGAGGAGGGCUCUGUUCUCCCUAAAGCAAAUCUUCCAGGAUGACAAAGAUCUGGUCCAUGAGUUUGUGAUGGCUGAAGGUCUGACGUGUCUCAUCAAGGUGGGAGCGGAAGCUGACCAGAACUACCAGAACUACAUAUUAAGAGCUCUGGGGCAGAUCAUGCUGUAUGUGGAUGGGAUGAACGGUGUCAUUGGGCACGCUGAGACGAUCCAAUGGCUGUACACUCUCGUCGGCUCAAAGUUCCGUCUGGUGGUGAAAACAACUCUGAAGCUGCUGCUGGUGUUCGUUGAAUACUCCGAGUCCAACGCCCCGCUGCUGAUAGACGCCAUCACCUCGGUGGAAACCAAGAGAGGGUGCAAGCCGUGGUCCAACAUGAUGGAGAUUCUGCAUGAGAAGGACGGAGUGGACACAGAGCUGCUGGUCUACGCCAUGACCCUCAUCAAUAAGACGCUUGCAGCGCUGCCCGACCAGGACUCCUUUUACGACAUGGUCGAUGGUCUGGAGGAGCAAGGCAUGGAGACGGUGACCCAGAGACAUCUGGGGCGGAGAGGCACGGACAUGGACUUGGUUGAGCAGCUCAACAUCUACGAGAUGACCCUGCAGCACGAAGACGGCGACGACGACAGCCGGCCUCCGGCGGCCGGACGGCGGGACCGCCGACGGGUCAGCCUCGGGGGCGGCGACAAGCGGUGCGGCCUGGAGAGGAGGCGGAGCCGCAGGGCCUCUCUCGGGCGGUCGGGCCAGGCCUCGCCCUGCGGCCCGGCGUCCCCGCGGAGGGCCGCUGGCCCGCAGCCGAGAGCCGAGGACGCGAGCGAGAGGCACCUUCCGACCACAGGUCACCGGACGACCGUCCAGUCCAUCACCAUCACUUCCAGAAAGGAGAAUACAGCAGAGGAGGAGCAGAGGAAUCGGACUGAACCCCCCCCAGCGCCCUCCUUCUCUCCCCCGGCCUCCUCCCCCCCGAGCCCCCCCGCGCCACCCUCCUUCCUGGCCAGCCUGCUGGCCCGCAAGCGCUCCACCGUCACCGUGCCGGCGACCAAGGAGGUCAGCCCGCCGUCGCGAGGCAGCUCCCGUCCCACCUACAUGCCCUACAUGCCUCAGUCGCCCUUCCACCUCUUCUCCUACGACCUGGCCGAGGAGCCGGCGGCCCCGGCGCCGCCGCGACCCGGCGAAGAGUCCCCCAAAACACCGUCUCCCAGGAAUGGAGGUCACAUGUCCUGCUCCUCCCUCAGCUCCCCAAGUACGCCCACCAGCUCCAGGCCUGCUCUGGGAGGUCUCCUCUCCUCCUCCUACCGACAACACCAGGAGUCCCUGGCGGCCGAGCGAGAGCGCCGCCGAGUGGAGAGAGAGGAGAGACUGCAGCGCAUCGAGAGAGAGGAGAGGAACAAGCACAGCCGCGGCUUCGUGGACAAGAUGGAAGAGGCCCGGCACGCGCGCGAGGAGAGGUACAAGAACGUGGAGCGCCUGGCGGCGGAGGAGUACGAGCGGGAGCACGUGCGGGUGUCGAGGACGCGCCCUGACCUCGCCCUGACCUUUGAACCCGCGGAGGCCUGGCCCUCGUCGUCGCGCAGCAGCACGCCGUCCUCCUUCGCCUCCCAGGAGGACGCCGAGGCUGACCUCGAAGCCGAAGCCGCCGAAGCCGCCGCCCCCGCCACCGCCCCCCACGCGCCCCCCCAGACAGCGGAGGCUGACGAGUCCAGCGUAGAACCAGAGGAAAAAGAAGCCACAGGAGAAGAGGAGGAAGAACAGAAAGAGGAGGAAGCACGGCACGAGGCAGCAAAACAGGAGGAGGAGGAGGAGGAGGCCGAGCGCUCUGAGCCGGAAUCGGAGAAGGAGAAGGAGGAGGCGGAGGAGGAGGACAGCGGCAUCCUCAGCGACAAGGAGCGGCAGAACGAGGAGGUGAACGAGAAGGACAACUGCUCCGCCUCCAGCAUCUCCUCGGCCAGCAGCACUCUGGAGAGAGAGGAGAGGGCGAGCCAUGACAACGGCUUCAAGGAGCCGGAGGUGAACGACCCGUGCAGCAAACUCCUCAACAGCAAGCUCUUCAUGCUGGACAUGCUGUACUCCCACAACAAGAAGCCAAGCGACGAGGAGGAGGACGAGGAGGAAGAGGAGGAGAAGGAGAAGGAGAAGGAGAAGGAGAAAGGCGAGGGCGAAGAGGACAAGGAAGCCCAGCGGGGCGCCGGUUCGCCACCGGGCGGCGACCAGGAGAGCGACGACAGGCCGGAGCCCCACCGGACCAUCCGACCGCUGGCCGAGCGCUUCGGGGCGCUGAUUAAGGACCUCGGCUCGGCCACGCCGCACCCGGAGGCCGCCGCCCUCGCCGCCGCCGCCCCCGAGGCCCCUCCCACGCCUCCCCCGCCACCCAAGAAGGAGUCGGACACCAUCUGGGACCAGCUGCUGGCCAGCCCGCGGGAGCUGCGCAUCGGGGACAUCAACUUCACCGACCUGACGGAGGACGACGACAAAGACGUCCUGGACGCCGUCUUGAUGGGGCGGUACGGCGACCACCCGCGCCCGCCGCCUCCGCCGCCGUGCCUCCCCCGCUUCCCGCCGCCGCCGCCCGCGCCAGGCGGCUGCCCCCCGCCCCCUCCCCCUCCUUCCUUUGGCGGCCAGACCCCGGCGCCUCCUCCGCCGGAGCAGCCGCUCUUUAAUAAGAAGAAGAAGACGAUCCGGCUGUUCUGGAGCGAGGUGCGUCCGCAAGAUUCUCAGUACCGGGACUACAAACGGAGGGGAGACACGUUCUGGUCCAAACUGGAACCAGUGAAAAUUGACACGGCCAAACUGGAGCACCUGUUUGAGUCCAAAUCAAAGGAAAUACCUGUUACCAAGAAAACAGCAGCGGACGGCAAGCGGCAGGAGGUCAUCGUCCUGGACUCCAAGAGGAGCAACGCCAUCAACAUCGGCCUGACGGUGCUGCCCCCUCCUCGCACGAUCAAGACGGCCAUCCUUAACUUCGACGAGUACGCGCUUAACAAGGAGGGCAUAGAGAAAAUCCUGACGAUGAUCCCCACGGAGGAGGAGAAGCAGAAGAUCCAGGAGGCCCAGCUGGCCAACCCCGAGGUCCCGCUGGGCUCAGCAGAGCAGUUCCUCCUGACCCUGUCCUCCAUCAGCGAGCUCUCGGCUCGACUCCAACUCUGGGCCUUCAAGAUGGACUACGAGGCGACCCAGAAGGAAGUGGCCGAGCCGCUGCAGGACCUGAAAGAGGGCAUGGAACAGCUUGAGAAGAACAAGACCCUGCGCUACACCCUUUCCACGCUGCUCUCCAUGGGGAACUUUCUCAACGGCACAAACGCGAAAGGCUUCGAGGUGACGUAUUUGGAGAAGGUCGCGGAGGUGAAGGACACGGUCCACAAGCAGUCCCUGCUGCACCACGCCUGCUCCGUGGUGGUGGAGAACUUCCCUCAGAGCACCGACCUCUACUCCGAGAUCGGGGCCGUCACGCGAUCCGCAAAAGUGGAUUUCGACCAGCUGCAGGAGAACCUGUGUCAGAUGGAGCGCCGCUGCAAGGCGUCCUGGGACCACCUGAAGGUGAUCGCCAAGCACGAGAUGAAGCCCCAGCUGAAGCAGAAGAUGUCCGACUUCCUCAAAGACUGCGCCGAGAGGAUCAUCAUCCUCAAGGUUGUCCACCGCAGGAUCAUCAACAGGUUCCACUCGUUCCUGCUGUUCCUCGGCCACCCGGCCUACAGCGUGAGGGACGUCAGCGUCCACAGGUUCAGCAAAAUCCUCAGCGAGUUCGCGCUGGAGUACCGGACCACCCGGGACCGCGUGCUGCAGCUGAAACAGAAACGGGCCGACCACCGCGAGCGCAACAAGACGCGCGGGAAGAUGAUCAUGGACGUCAACGCCCCUUCUGAUGAUGAAGAGGCGAGUGAGUGCGGUGGGAACGCCUCCGGCGGAUGUGCGAGCGGCCCGAGCGGCAGCCAGGAGGCGGAGCCUCCCCGGGGCCUGGGCCACACCGAGGACGUCGCCGAGCACGAGCACAUGAAAGCCGUCCUGAGGACGAGCCUCGGUGGCGGCGGCGGCGACAAGGAGGCCGGCGGGGUGCCGGGGCUUCGGACGCGGACGAGGUCCCGGCCCGGACGGGGAGGUCGCAGCCUGCCGCCGGCGAGGACUCCGCCCGCGGAGGACGCUCAGGUGUGCGGGGACGACUCCGCGGACGAGAUCAUGGAGCGGAUUGUGCGGUCGGCCACCCAGGGCCCGGGAACCAGGGCCCAGCCCAGGGAGAGGAGGAGGUCCAGGGCCAACCGCAAGUCACUGAGGCGGACUCUGAAGAACGGCCUGACCCCGGAGGAAGCUCUCGCUCUGGGACUUUCCGAUUCUCCGGAGCCGCAGGUGUAAACAGGCGCCGGUUGGGUGGUGGAGACGCGGCUCUGCGACAUCUCUCUGUCGGCCCUUGGCGCGCUUUAAGCUGCUGGAGGAGGAGAACUAGUGUUUUCAACUUGGCAAAGAAAGGAAUGGAUUCUUUCCAAAAAAUCCAAACCUAAAUGUUACAUUUAUCCAAAGGGAUAAUUUUGGCUUUUCGAGUUUCUGCAGCUGUGACUUCCUUUUUUUCCUUCUCUCCAUUUAUUUAAAGCUGUGAAUUUUGUUUGCAACGAUUAACGGGCUGAAGAACAAGUUUUUUAUUUCUCCUCUUAUCCAGUUUCAAAUGAGCACAAGAGGUAUCUGUGAAACAAAGAGGCUCGCUGAGGAUUGCCAUUUGAAAAAAAAAAGAA
Messenger RNA from Pungitius pungitius (ninespine stickleback), 5438 nucleotides. RefSeq names its product formin homology 2 domain containing 3a (gene fhod3a). The record is from RefSeq and is a predicted model, not a curated record. The transcript has 28 exons. Gene Ontology annotation, biological process: cortical actin cytoskeleton organization; cardiac myofibril assembly; sarcomere organization. Gene Ontology annotation, cellular component: cytoskeleton; cytoplasm. Gene Ontology annotation, molecular function: actin filament binding. NCBI's taxonomy places the organism in Eukaryota, Metazoa, Chordata, Actinopteri, Perciformes, Gasterosteidae. Bases 352 to 5064 code for a protein of 1570 amino acids.